UAAAAACGAAUUCUGAUAACGGGCCAUAUCCAUAACCGACCGGAUCCGACACGACGUUCGGAAAACAGUAACAAACUGGAAAAAAGCAAAUGAAUCCACCAUUAAACCCAAAAACACCAGACUCUCAUGUACUGGGCAAGUGAUUAUAGCGUCUCCUUUAACAGAUUAAAAAUCUUCAUCGCAUAAAUAAAUAAUAAUACAUCUAACAACAGAUCUGGAUUCCUACUUCACUCCAAUACGAUGAGAAGGUUAGGGCACCACAGGCAGCAUGCGAAGCAAGGAGUGAAGGGAAUGUUAGCGAAGCUAUCGAUUGCUGUGGUUGUUCUCUUGAUCUGUACGCUUUCUUUGUUGUUUUCUACUACUAUUAAUGGAACUACCAGAUCUGCUGGUCCAUCUGAGAUAAAUGUUGAAGAACUUUGGGACAGUGCAAAUUCUGGUGGCUGGAGACCUUCGUCUGCUCCAAGAUCUGAUUGGCCAGCCCCUCCAAAAGAGACUAAUGGCUAUCUGCGUGUUCGUUGUAAUGGUGGUUUGAAUCAGCAACGCAGUGCGAUUUGUAACGCAGUUCUUGCUGCUAGAAUCAUGAAUGCUACCCUUGUGUUGCCUGAGUUGGAUGCCAACUCCUUCUGGCAUGAUGACAGUGGCUUCCAUGGUAUCUAUGAUGUUGAGCAUUUUAUCCAAUCGCUCAAGUAUGAUGUACGUAUUGUGGAAAGCAUUCCUGAAAUUCGAAAAAAUGGGAAAACCAAGAAGAUAAAGGCUUUCCAGCUUCGCCCCCCUAGAGAUGCUCCUAUUAGUUGGUAUUUAACUGAUGCCUUGGAGAAGAUGAAGCAACACGGAGCCAUUUACUUAACUCCCUUUUCUCAUCGUUUAGCUGAAGAAAUUGACAACCCUGAGUACCAACGAUUGAGAUGCAGGGUUAACUACCAUGCCCUCCGAUUUAAGCCACAUAUUAUGAAGCUAAGUGAGUCGAUAGUUAAUAAGUUACGUGCACAAGGUCACUUCAUGGCAAUACACCUUCGGUUCGAGAUGGAUAUGCUGGCAUUUGCUGGGUGCUUUGACAUAUUUACCCCUGCCGAGCAAAAAGUAUUGAAGAAGUAUAGGAAGGACAAUUUCGCAGAUAAAAGACUUGUUUAUAUUGAAAGGAGGGCCAUUGGAAAAUGCCCUUUAACUCCAGAAGAGGUUGGUCUUAUCUUACGUGCAAUGGGGUUUGACAAUUCCACUCGAAUAUAUCUAGCAGCUGGCGAACUGUUUGGUGGACAGCGAUUUAUGAAACCUUUUAGAUCCCUGUUUCCUCGCCUUGAAAAUCACAGCUCUGUGGAUGCUACAGAGGAGCUAGCCACAAACACCCAUGGAUUGUUAGGAUCUGCUGUGGAUUACAUGGUUUGUCUCCUUGCUGACAUUUUUAUGCCUACGUAUGAUGGGCCAAGCAAUUUUGCCAACAAUCUCCUGGGUCACCGCCUCUAUUAUGGUUUUCGGACAACAAUUAGACCUGACAGAAAAGGUCUUGCUCCAAUUUUCAUUGAUAGAGAGAAUGGAAAGAAAGCUGGUUUUGAAGAAGCAGUGAGGCGCGUAAUGCUCAAAACAAACUUUGGUGGUCCUCACAAGCGAAUUUCACCUGAAUCAUUUUAUACAAAUUCUUGGCCUGAAUGUUUCUGCCAAACUGAGACGGAGAAUCCUUCUGAUAAAUGCCCACCAGAGAAUGUGCUGGAAAUUUUGGAUAGCCAGUUGGAGAGUGAAGUGAAUAGUGACUCGGAAUCCUUGUACCAAACAAAUUCAACCAUAUCUCUGGCGGAAAGGUAAAACAUGCCGUACUUCCCAGAUAUUCAGCAUCUCAGGUAGUCGUUUAUCUCAUAUUUGUAUACUCUCGCGUUAAAGAGUCUCAGUUAUGUCGUGGAAGUGUUCAAGUUGCUGCUUUAGGAAGUGCUUUGUAGUUUCUUGGAAGGGAAAUGCUUUAAAGUUCCAUAGUUUGAUCAAAGGGUGACAAUGGUUCACAUGGAGAAAGCUAAUGCAAAAUGAAUAGCCAUACUAGGAUAGUCAAAAAGGCCAUGGAGGAACCUGGACUAUUCAGAAUGUGGAUUCAUCCUAGGAAAUAUUCAGAUUAUUUAAAAAGAGGAUAAAUGGUUAGGAGCGGAUUUGUUGUAUUGGAAAGACAUUUCUCUUGUUCUGACUAUUAUAGAAAGAAUGAAAAUGAAUAAUCCUGCAGGAUACAAUCAGGUGGGUGAGGAAGUUUUGCAUUUCUUUUUUCCGGAUUGGAGACUGGCCUCGAGCUGCACGCAAAGUGAUGUUCACCCCCUGAUACUCCACCUAUAUCUCGAUAUUAUGUCCUCGGUGGUAUCAUGGAAUAAUUGCACUACAUGAUGGAUUUCCCCCCCUUCACAUUGUAUCUUGAUUUUCCAAAAGGAUGCCUCACACUUAUAACUUUGUUGGGGUAGCUAAUUGAACCGUGUCAAAUUAUACCAUAUUUCUUCUAAUUCAUUUUUCUUAUGUAUAUUAGGUUGUACUAUUAUUUUCCUUCUGAUAGUUGAUGACAGUUUUCUUUC
This is a messenger RNA of Ricinus communis (castor bean), 2537 nucleotides long. Its product is annotated as O-fucosyltransferase 1. Gene Ontology annotation, cellular component: trans-Golgi network; cytoplasm; endosome. Bases 241 to 1797 code for a protein of 518 amino acids. NCBI's taxonomy places the organism in Eukaryota, Viridiplantae, Streptophyta, Magnoliopsida, Malpighiales, Euphorbiaceae. The transcript is spliced from 9 exons. The record is from RefSeq and is a predicted model, not a curated record.